This is a messenger RNA of Oncorhynchus mykiss (rainbow trout), 548 nucleotides long. The record is from RefSeq and is a predicted model, not a curated record. NCBI's taxonomy places the organism in Eukaryota, Metazoa, Chordata, Actinopteri, Salmoniformes, Salmonidae.
AUGAUACUACCUGGUUAAGUAUAGUCUAAAUAAAAAAACAUAUUGCGUGUGGGGGGGAACUAAAUCUGUUGUUGUUGUCAUGAUGUUGUUAUUAUGGAUGUUGUUGUCUUUGCAGUACCGGCUCUCAUCACUACCGGUGGCUAUGGCAACGCCAGGAAGAAGAGAGGCAUUCCUGUUAACAAUGAUGAUGAUGUCACAGGGCACUGUGUGCAGUUCCAGCUGACCUCCCUGACCCCUUGGUGCCAGCGUAGUGUGGGGCCACACACCCGCUGGAUGCAGUACCUGAAGGAGGGCCUCCAGGUGUGUGUGGAGUGCCAGCCUCCUGCCCUCGCUGCCGGGCAGAGACACUGCACUGGAGACGGUGAGGAGGAGGAGAGGUAAGACAGGCUGGGCACACAAGGAGAGGAGAGUCUAUAGAUAUGUAGUAAAUAUUAAAAUCAUGUUUACAUACUAACCCAAUAUUGUGUUUCUUGUUUGGAGAGUCAGAUUUCAGCCACUAGGUGGCAGGCUUAGUCUAGUCAAGUGCCUGAUAAAAACUGUCUAGUAAA